AUGCCUGGCAUUCCGUUUGGUGCUAUUGACAAAGUCAAGGCUAGCCUGAAGACUCUCUUCAAGAAGAAGUCUGAUUCCAAGACCCAGGCUGAAAAGCCUGCCGAUACCACAGAGAGCAAGACGGAGGCCGCGAAGCCUGCUGAGCCUGUCCCUGCCACAACCACCGCCGCAACGGCUGGAGCCACUGAGACGAAGCCAGAGGCUCCAGCUCCCGCAACUGAAGCUACACCGGCCACUGAAUCUCCAAAGGAAGAGGCCAAGGCUGAACCCACCCCCCCAAAGACUGAAACUCCUGCUCCCACGACUGAAGCUACAAAGGCUGAGGAAGCUGCUCCGGCUCCCGCUACUGCUCCUGCUACCGCCCACGAGUCCGCUACCGAGCCUACUACUGAACCAGUCAAGGACGAGCCUACUGCUACUGCUCCUGCCACCACUGCAGCAUAA
This is a messenger RNA of Metarhizium acridum CQMa 102, 444 nucleotides long. RefSeq lists its product as uncharacterized. The record is from RefSeq and is a predicted model, not a curated record. Lineage: Eukaryota; Fungi; Ascomycota; Sordariomycetes; Hypocreales; Clavicipitaceae.